Molecule: messenger RNA, 1444 nt
Organism: Gloeophyllum trabeum ATCC 11539
Lineage: Eukaryota; Fungi; Basidiomycota; Agaricomycetes; Gloeophyllales; Gloeophyllaceae
Product: WD40 repeat-like protein
Exons: 5
Coding region: 78-1331 (417 amino acids)
Molecular function (GO): protein binding
Source: RefSeq, a predicted model, not a curated record
CCCGCACAGAUUUAUCAGGGCGACCGGCCUGCACAGCGCUUGCAGCUUGCUCUCCUACACUAACACUACUGUCUGGCAUGGCCUCUGAGCGGCCUAUGGAAGACGCUGAGGAAUUUGGUGAGGGGGAAGAGGAGGCGUACAUCGACCAGAAUGAAGUGUAUGCCGAGGUAGAGGUGGAUGGGGACCACCCGAUGGACGAGGAGGACGAUGGAGAGCAGAUGGAGGCGUCAGGGGCUGACGGGAUAGAGGGGGACGUGGUUUACGAGGAUACCUCGAUUCAGCACUUCCCUACGCAUCAAAAAUCGGUAUUCUGCGUGACAACCCAUCCUACCGCGCCACUAGCCGCUUCAGGCGGGGAGGACGAUCUGGGAUACAUCUGGGACAUCACGACCGGCGAGCAGAUUGUGCGAUUAACUGGCCACACCGACAGCGUGACGUGCGUUGCGUUCAGCAGCGACGGCGAAUUGCUGUCUACCGGGGGCAUGGACGGUAAGGUGCGCGUCUGGCGCAGAGUGGGGAAGGAGGAUUGGAAGACGUGGGAGUUCUUGACUGAGCUGCAGGGACCAGAUGAAGCUAUGUGGUUGAGAUGGCACCCCAAAGGACAUGUCCUCUUGGCUGGAGCCAAUGACACCACCGUUUGGAUGUGGCAACUACCGUCUGGCAACACAAUGCAAGUCUUUGUUGGACACACUGGGCCGGUGCAGUGCGGCGAGUUUACCCCGGAUGGUAAGCGGAUAGUCACUGCGGACGCAGACGGCACGCUCUGCUACUGGGAUCCACGAAGCUCUUCCCCGGUCUUCAAGCUCACCUCCUCUGAUGCGCGCUUCGACCUGGGCGGCAUUACGUCUGUCGGGAUCAAUUUCACGUCGACAAUCGCGGUCGUCGGUGGUAUUGAUGGUGGUGUCCGCGUCGUCAGUCUGAGUAAAGGUGACAUUGUCGGCGCGCUUGCGGCACAUAGUGAAGGCGAGAGUAUCGAAGCGGUCGUGUUCGUGGACCUCACUGGCACAGGCGCCGGUACCGACAUCGUCGUCACGGGGGCGACAGACGGGAAGAUCUGCAUAUGGGAUCUGGCCACAAUGCGGCUACGAGCAAGUGUGAAUCAUGAGGAUGCAGUGGUCUGCUUGUUGGCUCAUCCCCCGCCCCAAAGCCACCUCAUUGUUUCUGCAUCUGCGGACAAAACACUACGAACAUGGGACGCUCGGACAGGUACGCUUGUGCGGAGCCAUAAGGGACAUCACGGACCGGUGCUGGCGUGUGCCCUGGGGCUGGAUGGGAAGGUGCUGGUGAGUGCAGGAGACGACGGCGUGUGCUUGGUGUUCGCGACAGAGUAAAUAGUGUUUCUGGUACCUUGUAGGCUUGUACAUCGAGAAGUUGUUGGAAGCAACGACCUUGACUCGGGCGGACUUUUUGCCGUCUGUCCAAUCGCAGGGCGUCCCUACGAAGG